AUGAGAACUCACACAGGUCAGAAGAUUUAUGAAUGUCUGUAUUGUGGAAAAAGCUUUUCUUAUAAGUGUAAUUUUAAUAGACACAUUAGAAUUCACACAGGGGAGAAGCCUAUCUCCUGUACAAUUUGUGGCAAAGGUUUUAAUGUAAAAAGUGGUUUGACUGAACACAUGAGAACUCACACUGAUGAGAAGCCUUUUGAAUGUCUGUCGUGUGGGAAAAGCUUUUCUUAUAAAUUUAACCUUAAUAGACACAUCAGAAUCUACACCGGUGAGAAGCCUUUCUACUGUACAAUUUGUGGCAAAAGUUUUACUAUUAAAUGUAGUUUAACUGAACACUUGAUAAUUCACACAGGUGAGAAGCCUUUUACGUGUCAGUCCUGUGGAAAAAGCUUCAAUUCUAAGUCUGAACUUAAUAGACACAUCAGAAUUCACACAGGUGAGAAGCCUUUUAGAUGUGUAUAUUGUGAAAAAAGCUUCAAUCAGAAAUGUGAUCUUGAUGCACACAUCAGAGUUCACACAGGUGAGAAGCCUUUUACUUGUCCAUCCUGUGGAAAGAGUUUCCUCUCUACGUCUAUUCUUAAUACACACAUCAGAAUCCACACAGGUGAGAAGCCGUUCUCCUGUACAAUUUGUGGCAAAAAUUUUAGCCAGAAAGGUAGUUUGUCUAACCACAUGAGAAUUCACUCAGAUGAAACAACCUUUUCUUGUAAGACCUGUGGAAAAGGCUUCAAUCGGAAAUUUAAUUUUGAUAGACACAUUAGAAUUCACACAGAUUAAAGCCUUUCUUCUAUACUAUUUGCGGGGCGACAGUGGCUGAGGAUGAAAGAGUUUGCCCUGCAACUGGUGUGUUGUCAGUUCAAACCCCGGCUCCGACUUUCAGUGACGUGUCGUACUGAUGGCGGCUAGAGGGACUAGUGGCACCUGAGUGUGUGCGAGAAUAACUGAAUGGAGUGUAAAGAGAUUUGGUCCAUCCUCUGACUUGAUAAAGCGCUAUAACAACAGGCCAUUUACCUGUACAGGUUAAAGUUUUAUUGGAAAAAGUAACUGGACAAGGCACGUGAUGGCUCAUGUGAGAAUAAUUUUUCAUCCAUGACACAUGAAAUUCAAUCAUAAAAAGGGAGAUUUGUUGCUUCUAAUAAGAAGUCACAAAACAGUGAUGCCAUUUUAGCCUCACAAAAAAGGACACCUUAAAUGCAUUAAGCCUUAAAACUUCAACAUUCCUCAGAGAAUCUCUUUAACUGAGAUUUAAACGACCUCUCCCCUUUUUUUUUGCUUAUUAAAUGUUUGCACAGUUCUUAGAUACAAUAAUACUCUGUGAUUGUUAGCUAAUAAAGGUACUGUUGUAUUUUAACCCGUGGCUUUUUGUGGUUAUUUUAUGCAAUCGUUUAUUACUCAGGCUGGAUUCACUCUUCUUUUAGCAACAUUCAAAUGAACAGAGACGGAUUUAUCUGCUUGGUGAUUAAUAACUCUUCAGAUAGGCAUACUCUAAAUUACUAAAUUGGUAAAGGGAACGGGAUUUUAAACAGCCAGCCCAGGAGUCCAACCUUUUAUCUAAAAGACUAAGAA
Messenger RNA from Cyprinodon variegatus (sheepshead minnow), 1566 nucleotides. RefSeq names its product gastrula zinc finger protein XlCGF8.2DB-like. The coding region runs from base 1 to 777 and encodes 258 amino acids. The record is from RefSeq and is a predicted model, not a curated record. The transcript has a single exon. Gene Ontology annotation, biological process: regulation of transcription by RNA polymerase II. Gene Ontology annotation, molecular function: RNA polymerase II cis-regulatory region sequence-specific DNA binding; DNA-binding transcription activator activity, RNA polymerase II-specific. Gene Ontology annotation, cellular component: nucleus. NCBI's taxonomy places the organism in Eukaryota, Metazoa, Chordata, Actinopteri, Cyprinodontiformes, Cyprinodontidae.